Messenger RNA from Paramecium tetraurelia, 3579 nucleotides. RefSeq lists its product as uncharacterized. The transcript is spliced from 5 exons. The record is from RefSeq and is a predicted model, not a curated record. Gene Ontology annotation, molecular function: U2 snRNA binding; protein binding. Gene Ontology annotation, cellular component: U2 snRNP; nucleus. Gene Ontology annotation, biological process: mRNA splicing, via spliceosome. Lineage: Eukaryota; Ciliophora; Oligohymenophorea; Peniculida; Parameciidae.
AUGCAACUAUACAGUCUAACUUUACAAAAAAGCACAGGAAUACAAAAGGCUAUAUACGGAAAUUUCUCAGGACCAAAAGCCCAAGAGAUUGUUGUAUCCAAAGUAAAGCAUAUUGAACUUCUGAAGAUUAAUGAGAGCAAAACAAUAGCAUCACAAGAAGUAUUUGGAAUAAUACGUUCAAUUCAUUCAUUCAGAUUUCCUGGAAAUAAUAGAGAUAACUUGGUUAUUGGUAGUGAUUCAGGUCGUGUAGUAGUAUUGGGUUUUGAUGGAUUGAAAAACAUGUUUGUAAAAGUGCACUAAGAAACUUAUGGAAAAACAGGAUGCAGAAGGAUAGUUCCUGGUUAAUAUUUGGCAUGUGAUCCUAAAGGGAGAGCAUUUAUGAUAAGUGCUGUAGAAAAACAUAAAUUUGUAUAUAUAUUAACUAGAGAAAAUGAAAAAAUAACAAUAUCCUCUCCUUUAGAGGCGCCAAAAUCUCAUACUAUUGUGUUUGAUAUUGUAGGGUUAGAUGCUGGUUAUGAUAAUGCUUAAUUUGCAGCAAUAGAAUCAGAUUAUGGGGAUUGGCAAGACAAGGACAGUGCAGUUUGCACAGGUAUAUAAACAAAAUUCUUAACAAUAUAUGAAAUGGAUUUUGGAUUGAAUACUGUGAGAAGGUAAAGAUCGGAUCCUAUUCACAUUUCUUCUCAUGCCUUAUUAAUGGUUCCUAAUGCACCUGAUGGCCCAGGAGGUGUUAUAGUGUUAUGCGAAGAUUUCUUGCAUUAUCGAGGGCCAAAGAAUUAGGAAAUGAAAGUGCCAUAUCCAAAAAAUUAAGGAAUGCCUACUGAUAGAGGGGCAAUGAUAAGUUCAUUUGGAUUUUAUAAAUAAAAAUCAUCCUUUUUAUAUUUGUUAUAAUCAGAGUAUGGUGAUUUAUUUGAAUUAUCAUUACAAUUCACUAAAGAUGAGGUUCAUUCAAUAAGAAUGAUCUAUUUCGACACUAUUCCAGUGGCUAAUAGUCUAUGUUUGAUGAGAAGCAAGCAUUUGUUUGCAGCUUGUGAGAAGGGAAAUCAUUGUUUCUAUAAAUAUUAAAGAGAGGAAACAAACACAAAUAUAAUCUGUACAGAUUCCAGUAUGGCUUUGGAAGAAUAAAUAUUUUUUAAGCCUUAAAAGCUUAAGCAUUUGUCACUCUUAUAGGAACUCAAUAAUUUUAGUUGUAUUAGUGAUUUGAAGGUGGCUGAUUUAGCAAAGGAAGGUAAUCCAUAAAUAUAUAUUUGUUGUGCUGCUGGUAAUAGAUCAACUUUAAGAGUCCUAAGACACGGUUUAGAAAUAACACAAUUGGCUAAUACUAAUUUGUAAGCAAAACCAUUAGGAAUUUGGACUUUAAAGGAAAGAUAUGAAGAUCCAGUCCAUAAAUAUAUAGUGAUAUCGUAUAUUAAUAAAACUCUAGUCUUGAAAAUUGGAGAAAAAGUCGAGCAAGUUCAUGAUACUGGAUUGGAGGGAACAAAGCAAACAAUUCAUGUAGGAACAUUGAUAGAUGAUUCCUAAAUUCAAAUAUUAACAAAUGGAUAUCGACAUAUUAGAAAGAAUAAGCCUCCUACUGAUUACAUUAUAGAUGGUAAGGUAAUCAAGGGAGUUUCAAAUGAAAAAUAAGUAGCAUUCGCCUUAGCUGGAGGAGAUGUGUAUUAUUUUGAAUUGGAUACUACAAGUUUUUAAGGAAAUUUGAUAGAAAUUACAAAGGAUUAAAUGGAUAAUGAAAUUAAAGCCUUGGAAUUGGGCCCUAUCGAAGAGGGAAGAUAGAGGUGCAAAUUUUUGUGUGUGGCUUUGAGUGAUUAGACUAUUAGAUUAUUGAGUUUGGAACCUGAAUCUUGUUUUGAAAGAGGAGCCAUGCAAGCUUUGCCCAGUGAGGCUGAGAGCUUGUGUAUGAUGGAGAUGGCAUCUGAAUAGGAAGGUUAAUAAAGUUUUACUAAAUAGUUAUUUUUAUUUAUAGGGUUAAAUAAUGGUCUUCUAAUGAGAACUUCAGUUGAUUAAUUGUCAGGAGGUUUGUCUGAUACAAGAACAAGAUAUUUAGGAACAAAGCCUGUGAAAUGUCUCAGAAUUAAUGCUAAUUAACAAUAGGCGAUGUUGGCUUUGUCCUCUAGAUCAUGGUUAUGUUAUAAUAAUAGUGGUCGAAUAUUCAUGCAACCAUUAUCUUAUGAUUAUUUGGAUUAUGCUUCAGCAUUCCUUGCUAAAGAAUUUUAAGGUAUUGUUGGUACUAAUUAAAGUACUUUAAGAAUCAUCAUGCCAGAGAGAUUUGGUGAAAUAUUUAAUUAGUAGUCAUUAGAUUUGACAUAUUCACCCAGAAAAAUGAUUUUUCACGAACCUAGCAAGGCAAUAUUCAUUAUUGAAUCUGACAACCGAUCUUAUAACAAUGUUGAAUAGAAGGUAUAAGAAGUCUACUAGACUUAAGAAAUACCAGAACAAUGGAAUUAAGUUUAAGCUGAACAAUAUAAAUGGGCAUCAUUGAUUCGAAUAGUCGAUGCCACUAAAUUGGAAACUAUUAAUGUACAUCAAUUCUAUGAGAAUUAACACGCAUGUUCUAUUUGUUACAUUUAAUUUGCUGGCUACCCAGAGUAAUACGUCUGUGUAGGAACAGUGAAAGAUCUAGUGAAUGAGCCGACUAGAAAAUUCAGUCAAGGAUUCAUACAUACAUUUAUCUAUGAUAAUAAGACUUUAAAGUUAAAGCACUCAACACAAAUUGAUGAAAUCCCAUAUGCUUUGGCUGCUUGGAGAGGCAGAUUACUAGUUGGAGCUGGUUGCAAUCUUAGAGUUUAUGAGAUGGGAAAUCAAAGAAUUUUGAAGAAGGCAGAAAUCAAAAAUCUGAAUUCAUUUAUUACUUCAAUUAUGGUCAAAGAAGAUAGAAUUUACGUGGCUGAAGUCUCUGAUUCUAUUCAUCUUCUUAGAUAUAAUAUUAGAGAUCAGACAUUUAUGGAAUUGGCAGAUGAUAUACUACCUAGAUAUGUAACUGCAAGUACUGUUCUUGAUUAUCAUACUGUUAUUGCUGGAGAUAAAUUUGAAAAUAUUUUUGUUAGCAGAGUUCCGUUAGAUAUCGAUGAAGAAUAAGAGGAGCAUCCUUAUGAAUAUAAAAUGAAAAUGGAUCAGGGGUGCAUGAAUGGAGCUCCAUUUAAAAUGGAUUAGAUUUGCAAUUUUUAUGUAGGUGAAGUCAUCACUAGUCUCCAAAAAAUAGCACUAGUUUCCACCAGUUCUGAAGUAGUUGUCUAUGGAACAUCCAUGGGAUCAAUUGCAGCACUUUAUCCAUUCGAUAACAAAGAGGAUAUCGAUUUCUUCCUCCAUCUUGAAAUGUAUCUUAGAGUUGAGCAUCAACCUCUAUCCGGAAGGGAUCAUAUGUAAUUUAGAUCUGCAUAUGGACCUUGCAAAUCUAUAAUCGAUGGAGAUUUGUGUGAAUAGUUUGGAAAUAUGUAAUAUAACAAAUAGAGAACUGUCGCAGAAGAAUUUGAUAGGACUCCAGCGGACAUAAUAAAGAAACUUGAAGACAUAAGAAAUAAAAUUUUAUGAAUGUUUUUAAUUAUGCAAUAAUAAAAUACAACAUCAAUCAUUACUUAUUUAUUA